UCCUGCUUCCCCCAAUGGCUUUUGUCUUUGCCCUUUGGCUUCUCUCUACCUUGAACUAUUCCAAUAACUGCCGGCCUCUCCAAAGCGUAUAAACCUUCUGCUUUGACCAUACACCAAGCACAGCUGAGGAAUUACAUAGCAUCAGAAAUGGACACCAGAAGAUCGAACCGAGGCGCCAGACCACCUCCCAAGAAUGGCCACAACGAUAACAAGGAUGAAGACCUCCUCCUUUUCCGGGAAUUGCACCGCCGCGAGAAGGACCGCACCAUGAACCUCCUCCUGCCCAUUUCCAAUGAGUUCGAGCCCAAUGGGAUCCCAGGCAACUAUCCUCUGCCUAUCCACAGAACCGCCUCGGGUAAAAGUGAGUUCCUUGCCGAGAAUGACAAGAAUGAUUACGACUGGUUGAAGACCCCCCCGGCAACUCCUCUGUUCCCUUCAUUAGAGAUGGAAGCUAAUGCAGUGGACUACCCAAUGCAGCGGGAAAUACCGAUUUUGCAGCCUCUUUCACGGGUAAUGGUACUAUCAAUGACAACGGCCAUCUCAGCUUUCUAUAUUGAACCGUAA
Eucalyptus grandis is the source of this 564-nucleotide messenger RNA. RefSeq lists its product as uncharacterized. The record is from RefSeq and is a predicted model, not a curated record. NCBI's taxonomy places the organism in Eukaryota, Viridiplantae, Streptophyta, Magnoliopsida, Myrtales, Myrtaceae. Gene Ontology annotation, cellular component: cortical microtubule. The transcript is spliced from 3 exons. Bases 148 to 564 code for a protein of 138 amino acids. Gene Ontology annotation, biological process: cortical microtubule organization.